AUGAGCUGCGCCAAGUGCCGUACACGAACAUAUGUAGCUUACAUCUCGGCCUACCUGCCGGAGAUUCCCUACUACGUUCCUGCCGUGCUAGGAUACUGUCGGUGUAUCCUCCGGUGGCAGGUUGGUACAGGAGGGUAUCCUCUGGUGGCAAGGUGGUACAGGAGGGUACCCUCCGGUGGCAAGGUGGUACAGGAGGGUAUCCUCCGAUGGCAGGGUGGUACAGGAGGGUACCCUCCGGUGGCAAGGUGGUACAGGAGGGUACCCUCCGGUGGCAAGGUGGUACAGGAGGGUACCCUCCGGUGGCAGGGUGGUACUGGAGGGUACCCUCCGGUGGCAGGGUGGUACAGGAGGGUACCCUCCAGUGGCAAGGUGGUACUGGAGGGUACCCUCCGGUGGCAGGGUGGUACAGGAGGGUACUCUCUGGUGGCAGGGUGGUACAGGAGGGUACCCUCCGGAGGCAAGGUGGUACAUGUACAGGAGGAUACUCUCCGGUGGCAGAGUGGUACAAGAGGGUACUCUCUGGUGGCAGGGUGGGUAUGCCCGGAAGCAGAAGCCCGGUACAGGAGGGUACUCUCCGGUGGCAGGGUGGUACAGGAGGGUACUCUCCGGUGGCAGGGUGGUACAGGAGGGUACUCUCGGGUGGCAAGGUGGUACAGGAGGGUAUCCUCCAGUGGCAAGGUGGUACAGGAGGGUAUUCUCCAGUGGCAAGGUGGUACAGGAGGGUACCCUCCGGUGGCAGGGUGGUACAGGAGGGUAUCCUCCGGUGGCAGGGUGGUACAGGAGGGUACCCUCCAGUGGCAAGGUGGUACUGGAGGGUACCCUCCGGUGGCAGGGUGGUACAGGAGGGUACCCUCCGGUGGCAAGGUGGUACAGGAGGGUACCCUCCGAUGGCAGGGUGGUACAGCAGGGUACCCUCCGGCGGCAAGGUGGUACAGGAGGGUACCCUCCGGUGGCAAGGUGGUACAGGAGGGUACCCUCCGGUGGCAGGGUGGUACAGAAGGGUACCCUCCAGUGGCAGGGUGGUACAGGAGGGUACCCUCCGGUGGCAGGGUGGUACAGGAGGGUAUCCUCCGGUGGCAGGGUGGUACAGGAGGGUAUCCUCCAGUGGCAAGGUGGUACAGGAGGGUACCCUCCAGUGGCAAGGUGGUACAGGAGGGUACCCUCCGGUGGCAAGGUGGUACAGGAGGGUACCCUCCGGUGGCAGGGUGGUACAGGAGGGUACCCUCCGGUGGCAAGGUGGUACAGGAGGGUAUCCUCCGGUGGCAGGGUGGUACAGGAGGGUACCCUCCGGUGGCAAGGGUAUGCCCGGAAGCAGAAGCCCGGUACAGGAGGGUACUCUCCGGUGGCAGGGUGGUACAGGAGGGUACUCUCCGGUGGCAGGGUGGUACAGGAGGGUACUCUCGGGUGGCAAGGUGGUACAGGAGGGUAUCCUCCAGUGGCAAGGUGGUACAGGAGGGUAUUCUCCAGUGGCAAGGUGGUACAGGAGGGUACCCUCCGGUGGCAGGGUGGUACAGGAGGGUAUCCUCCGGUGGCAGGGUGGUACAGGAGGGUACCCUCCAGUGGCAAGGUGGUACUGGAGGGUACCCUCCGGUGGCAGGGUGGUACAGGAGGGUACCCUUCGGUGGCAAGGUGGUACAGGAGGGUACCCUCCGAUGGCAGGGUGGUACAGCAGGGUACCCUCCGGCGGCAAGGUGGUACAGGAGGGUACCCUCCGGUGGCAAGGUGGUACAGGAGGGUACCCUCCGGUGGCAGGGUGGUACAGAAGGGUACCCUCCGGUGGCAGGGUGGUACAGGAGGGUACCCUCCGGUGGCAGGGUGGUACAGCAGGGUAUCCUCCGGUGGCAGGGUGGUACAGGAGGGUAUCGUCCAGUGGCAAGGUGGUACAGGAGGGUACUCUCCGGUGGCAAGGUGGUACAGAAGGGUACCCUCCGGUGGCAGGGUGGUACAGGAGGGUACCCUCCGGUGGCAGGGUGGUACAGGAGGGUACCCUCCGGUGGCAGGGUGGUACAGGAGGGUAUCGUCCAGUGGCAAGGUGAUACAGGAGGGUACUCUCCAGUGGCAAGGUGGUUCAGGAGUACCCUCCGGUGGCAAGGUGAUCUAGGAGGGUACCCUUCGGUAACUUUUAUGGUACCUUUAGGAGGGUAA
This is a messenger RNA of Volvox carteri f. nagariensis, 2145 nucleotides long. RefSeq lists its product as uncharacterized. Bases 1 to 2145 code for a protein of 714 amino acids. NCBI's taxonomy places the organism in Eukaryota, Viridiplantae, Chlorophyta, Chlorophyceae, Chlamydomonadales, Volvocaceae. The transcript is spliced from 4 exons. The record is from RefSeq and is a predicted model, not a curated record.